UCUGCAGAGUUCUUCGAUAUGCUGGAGAGAAUGCAGGAUGACUAUAUCCCCUACCCACGGAUAGAAGAUGUCCUGGAGAAAGGUGGUCCAUACCCCCAAGUAAUCCUGCCACAGUUUGGGGGCUACUGGAUUGAGGAUGUGGAGGCUCCAGCUGGGACCCCGUCCUCCUCAGAGUCCAGUUUCUGUGAGGAGGAGGAAGGAGGAGAUGGAUUGAGCCCUGGUGGGGGGCACAGCUACCGCCUGGAGUGUAACAGCACAGCCCGAGCCUACCGGAAGCACUUCCUAGGCAAGGAACACAUGAACUACUACUGCACUGGUAGCAGCAUAGGCCACCUCAUCAUGUCUCUAAAACACGAGGAAGCUGAGGGACAGGAGUUUCUACGCAUCAUGCUCAGGUCGAGGACUAAAACAGUCCAUGACAGGAUCUCUUUAUCAGGCAUUAACCAGCUGCCCAGUGUACCUCAGAUUGCAAAGCUUCUGUGUGAUGAUGCCACAGGACUGAAGUUCAACCCGGUCCUGUAUCCUCGGGGAUCUCAGUUGAUAGUGGCUUACGACGAACACGAGGUGAACAACACGUUUAAAUUUGGAGUCGUCUACCAGAAGUUUGGACAGACGUCAGAGGAAGAGUUGUUUGGGAACAAUGAAGAGUCCCCAGCCUUCAAGGAGUUUCUCAGCAUCCUGGGUGGCAACAUUGAACUUCAGGACUUUAAAGGGUUCCGCGGUGGGCUAGAUGUGUCCCACGGACAGACGGGCUCCGAAUCUGUCUACACUGUCUUCAGACAGAGAGAGAUUAUGUUCCACGUGUCAACCAAGCUUCCAUUCACAGAGGGAGACGUCCAGCAGCUCCAGAGGAAAAGACACAUAGGAAAUGACAUCGUAGCAACAGUCUUCCAGGAAGAGCCCACACCAUUUGUCCCAGACAUGAUCGCAUCCAACUUCCUCCAUGCUUAUGUGCUGGUGCAGGUUGAGAACCCUUGUACAGAUAACACAACAUACAAGGUGUCUGUUACAGCGAGAGAGGAUGUACCUCCUUUUGGACCCCCUCUCCCAAACCCAGCUGUCUUUAAGAAGGGUCCUGAGUUUCGAGACUUCCUGCUGACAAAGCUGAUCAAUGCCGAAAACGCCUGCUACAAAUCUGACAAAUUUGCCAAACUAGAGGGACGAACGCGAGCUGCACUGCUGGACAACCUGCACGACGAGCUGCACAGACAGAGCCAGGCUACGCUGGGCCUGGGCCAGGCGGGAGAGGAGGACAAGCUGGAGAACGGGGGGCACGGGGGUCUGCUGGAGUCCUUCAAGAGAGCCAUGCGUGUCAGGAGUCACUCCAUGGAGACUAUGGUAGGGUCUCACCGCCACAGGAGCCCCGGCGUAGGAGGUGGUGUCCCAGCAAGCCUGAGUGGAGGAGGACUGCCGCAGAGCAGCAGCGAGUGCACAAAAAGCACCUUCACUCCUCCAGUGUUGUCAGCCAAGUCUCCCUUGAAGAGUCCAGUAAAACGGCGCUCAGGACUCUUCCCCCGUCUCCACUCCAGCACAGAAACCCCAGACAAACACACCCGCAGUGACCAAAAGCUUGCUGAGAUCUGCCCACAUUCCCAGGAAAUGAGGUCAGAGACAUCAUCCAAUCCCAGCUCACCUGAGAUCUGCCCCAACAAAGAGAGGCCAUUCCUCAAGCUGAAGGAGUGCAGCAGCGGCAGACCGAACAUCUCUCGUUCUUCAUCCAGCACCAGCAGCUUCAGCAGCACCACAGGAGAAACGGAAGCACUGGAAGAACUGGAGACAGCUGGCCACCCCUCCAUAGCGUCCUCCUCUGCCUUUAGUCCUUCCCUCAGUGUUGACAGCCAGGGAUCAGGUACCCCUGUCAUCAUGUGCCGCAGUCCCACAGAUGGUAAAAAUAGGACGUCACCGAGAUCAAACUUGAAGUUCCGAUUUGACAAAAUGAGCCACUCAUCCACAACUUCUGAGUAGCUUAGUGAAGUGGGAAGAAAAAUCAGACUUGCACAACAAAGAGGCAGUCCAGGCUGACGGAGCUGCAAAAGAAAAAAUCACAAAAUAACCACAACAUCAAGACAAAAUCACUGUAGAACCACUUUCCUAAAGCCAAGGAUAUUCUGACAAGAUUCCCAAAUGCACCUGAGUCACCACACACUAUAAAGUAACUGACAAUACUGUGAGUGUAUAGUGAGAAGGAGAAGCAGCUGAGAUGUUGGUUUGGGCCUCUUUUUAACCAGCCUUUAGCUUUAGAAAUCAGUCAAUACUUUGGCAAUGUUACAAGUUGCUGCAUAUCAGUUGUCAACUGUCCACAUCACAUUAAAGUCCUGGAAUGGCUGUGAUACUGUGAGUGUUAGGCUGGGCUCAACUCCGCCUAAGCAUCUUGUUUAGUAGAAUGAUAUGGCUACCUAGAAGAGUGGUAACAUGUCUAUAUGGUCGAAUUGUUGCAUUUUAUCUAGUUGACUGCUGAGCACUCAGUGGAGAGGAUGUCCUCAUGAAAAUCCAUAGUCAGACAUCUGGAUGUUUUCCUUUGCCUUUGCCCUUGAACGGUACAUUUGGCAACAGUUCCUCCUUUGCCUAAAACAGUACACAGACACACAAA
This is a messenger RNA of Scomber japonicus (chub mackerel), 2590 nucleotides long. RefSeq names its product RAP1 GTPase activating protein 2a (gene rap1gap2a). Gene Ontology annotation, biological process: regulation of small GTPase mediated signal transduction; activation of GTPase activity. Gene Ontology annotation, cellular component: plasma membrane; cytoplasm. The coding region runs from base 19 to 1965 and encodes 648 amino acids. The record is from RefSeq and is a predicted model, not a curated record. Lineage: Eukaryota; Metazoa; Chordata; Actinopteri; Scombriformes; Scombridae. The transcript has 20 exons. Gene Ontology annotation, molecular function: GTPase activator activity.